This is a messenger RNA of Frieseomelitta varia, 746 nucleotides long. RefSeq lists its product as uncharacterized. Gene Ontology annotation, molecular function: N-acetyltransferase activity. NCBI's taxonomy places the organism in Eukaryota, Metazoa, Arthropoda, Insecta, Hymenoptera, Apidae. Bases 1 to 696 code for a protein of 231 amino acids. The transcript has 3 exons. The record is from RefSeq and is a predicted model, not a curated record.
AUGUAUGCACGCGUGAACGUGUACGUGCAGGAUGAUCCACCUUUCAGAACUCGUUUGGCUGUGCCACCCGAUUACGAGAACGUGGCGGACUUCAUGUGCGAGGCGUACUACAAACACGAGCCGACAGUGCUCAACAUCGGUCUCGGCGGCACAGAAGCGCCACCAAUCUGGAGGAGCAUGAUGCUGGAGCAAGUGAGCGCCGGUUAUUCCAUCAUCGCCGAGAAUCGUGACAACUGUAUAAUCGGCGCCGCGUUAAAUUGCAUAAUCGGUUGCAACGAAUCGAAAAAGCUGUGCAAAUUGUCGCGAUGCUGCGACGACGGACCGAUUCGCGACAUCAUCGAGUUCUUCGCUUUCGUGAUCGACGCGCCUAAAAUCUGGCAACGUUUCCCCGUCGAGAACGUGGCGUUCGAGCAGGCCAGCUUAGCGGUGGACUGUGAUUAUCGAAGGUUAGGAGUUGCCAAGAGAUUGCUCCAGGAAAGUUGGCACCUGUCACGCGACUGCGGCUACCGUUUGUUCAGGCUCGACUGCAAUAACAGCUAUUGCGCGAAGAUAGCUCAACAAUUAGGAUGGCAGAUGGUUUGGAGUAUGCCGUUUUGCCAGUACGUCAGCAACGGCAGAGUUGUGUUCCAACACGUCCAACAGCCACAUUCUGAGUGCCGCGUUUACAUUGCUCUGUCUCCCUCACGAAAACUGUAAAACUAGUUCACGUUCUGCAUCGUUUUCACAUUGAAAGAACAAAAAAAUUG